AACGGUGGGAAUAUUCAAUUCAUUAUUCUCAACACAGUAUUUUGAAGUUAUUUGCUGUGAGAUACAGCUUGUCAGUGUAACUAUCAAGUGGAGGAUAUUUAUGAGAAAUCUGACUUGAACUGAUUGGAGAUAUGUCAUUGAGUGUUUCUGAUAGAGAAAAACGUCAUCGAAAUUAUUUAAUCUUGGAUGCUCGUUAUAAAGACGAUUCAAAUUAUAUUUGUGUGGGAGUAUAUUCAGAAGCAGUAUGCUGCUGGACACGACUGGAAGUACCACGAUGAAGAACACUGGUCUCCGUUAUGUAAGGAAGGAACACACCAGUCACCCAUCGCCCUCUAUGAUUAUUCCGCUAAAUCAAUGCACUACGUUCCAUUCAAUUUGACAGGGUAUGGGAACACGUUUACAGCAAAAAUGAAAAAUAACGGACAUUCAGCGGAAAUACGUCCAGAUUUCAAAAACAAUACUCCAGAAAUAAAAGGAGGGGGUCUGCCAGAAACUUAUCAGAUGGACCAUUUGCAUUUCCAUUGGCAAUCUGAGCACACAAUAAAUGACUACAGGUUUCCUUUGGAGCUACAUAUUGUGCACUAUGCCAAACAGUAUGGAAAUCUCGAUGAAGCUAAACUACAUGUUGGAGGUGUGGCAGUUGUUGCAGUUUUAUUCGAUCUUUCUCCUGACGAUGACGAGGAGAUUCAACCCAUUUUUGACAUCCUUGAAAGUAUCCAAGACGACUUGAAUGAUCCGAAGGAGUUGAAUGACUUCGUUGUUAAGCGGUUCAUCCCCAGAGACCAUGCCGGGUUCUACAGAUAUGAGGGAUCACUAACUACACCUGGUUGCGAUGAAGGUGUCAUCUGGACAAUCUUCACUCAAACCAUGCCCAUAUCUCGACAUCAGGUGGAAACAUUCGAAAAAAUUCGUACCGUGGACCACACAAUGCUGAAAGAAAAUUUCAGAUCUUUGCAGCCUUUGAAUGACAGGACGGUAUACAUCAAAAUCAGUCCAAUUCCACACCCAAGAAGUACUGCGGAUACCAAAAAGGCUUCAGUUGUAGCUUACCUCAUUCCCUGCAUUUUUUAUAUCUUAUUCAAGAAUAAUAGUAAACUCCAGCAGUUGCGAAUCAGCCCCAUUAUCAACUUGGUUCUUCAGAUCGACAAUAUGAAGAUAUUUUCAUACUUGGUUGUCGUAAUUUUAUUUCCAGGACGGAAAUCCCAAAAUUGGAACUACGAUAGAUUUGAUAACUGGCCACUAGAAUGUAGGCUGGGCAAAAGUCAAUCGCCAAUACCAAUAAACAAAGAUGAUGUGGUGAAGCAGACCAUGCCUUUGUUUAAUUUUAUCAAUUACGAUAUCCCAUUGACCGCCACACUCGAUAAUACGGGAGCAACAGAUAAGUAAACUUCCCAAUGAUUUUUUGUAUGACAUAACAGAAUAUGUUGAAGAUAUUGCACACAAAGUUCGCCAACCUUUGAAAUUGGAUGCCCCAUUCUUUCCAAGCAGCCUACUCCCUAGUAAAACUGAUAGCUACUUCACAUACCAAGGUUCUCUUACGACUCCUAAUUGCGACGAAUCAGUUCUAUGGUUCGUUUUUCCACAUCCUUCCAGCAUCAGUCAGGCACAGUUGGAUGACUUGACUAAUAUCUACACAAGGAAUGGUGAGCCACUUUUGUUCAACUCCAGGCCUCUUCAAAAAAUAAACGGACGAGAAGUGCUAUUCACAAAUGGAGUGCACCGCCAUAGAUCUUAAAUUCAUAGUCAGUUCGAAUUGGAUGUUUUUUAUUUAUUUUUUAUUUAUAUCGAAAAAUUAAAAACCAUCAACUUUUA
Messenger RNA from Leptinotarsa decemlineata (Colorado potato beetle), 1812 nucleotides. Its product is annotated as putative carbonic anhydrase 3. NCBI's taxonomy places the organism in Eukaryota, Metazoa, Arthropoda, Insecta, Coleoptera, Chrysomelidae. Gene Ontology annotation, cellular component: cytoplasm. The record is from RefSeq and is a predicted model, not a curated record. Gene Ontology annotation, molecular function: carbonate dehydratase activity; zinc ion binding.